GUUCAAAAAAUUGGAAUGGUUUUUUGUGGAACACAAAUGUUUACGAGGCAGAUAGUAGAAGGAGUUCUCAUCUUGCAGUGUUUCAGUUAUCGCCAGAAGAAGAACUCGAAAAACAGUAUCGUGACUACAAAGCACAGUUUGAGCAAUGGAAAGAAAAAAAUCGAAACUCAGUCGGUACGGAAGCAUACACUGCCUAUGUUGAACAGUUUGAAGCAUGGGAGAAGGAUGUGGAUAAACGCCGUGAAAUGAUCAGGGCCAAAGCCGAAACUGAAGCCCAAGAAGCUCAAGCUGCUGCCGCUAAGGCUAAAGCUCAAGCAACGGCCGCGGCUCAAGCAGAGGCAAAGCGCAAAAAAGAACGGGAGGCUGAGGAAGAACAGAAAAAGAAACUAGACGUCUCGUUGUGUUUAAUCGAUUCGUGGUAUCCUUCAGCCGAAGCGGCCGCACAAGCGGCAGCAUACGCGCAAAGUCAGCAGUCGUACUUAGCACAUCACCAAGCGGCCCUUCAAAAAGAACAGCAAAUGCGACAAUCGAACGCAAACAAUACACCGACAGCUCAGGAUCUCGUUGGUGACAUGAAGAUGACCGAAGGUACGUUGACGUUGCGUUCAUACUUGUGA
Molecule: messenger RNA, 617 nt
Organism: Anisakis simplex (herring worm)
Lineage: Eukaryota; Metazoa; Nematoda; Chromadorea; Rhabditida; Anisakidae
Source: the annotation of a GenBank genome assembly